CCGCCGCCGCGUCCUUCGCGCCGAGCCGCGCAGCAGCCGCUCGCCGAGCCCGCGGCUGGGGGCCCUGGCGUGCAGCACGGGCCUCGGCGGGGCCCAGAGCCCCGGCCCAAGAGGAUGCGGCCCGUGGUGGCCCGGGAGCUGAGCAGGGCCCCCCGCGCUGGCUCCCAGGGGUUCAGGCCUCCAGCGCUGCCGCUGCCGCCGCCCCGCCCCCGGGAGACAUGACUUCCAAGCCGCAUUCCGACUGGAUUCCCUACAGCGUCUUAGAUGAUGAGGGAAGCAACCUGCGGCAGCAGAAGCUGGAGCGGCAGCGGGCCCUGCUGGAGCAGAAGCAGAAGAAGAAGCGCCAGGAGCCCCUGAUGGUGCAGGCCAACGCAGACGGCCGGCCCCGGGGCCGGCGGGCCCGGCAGUCGGAGGAGCAGGCGCCCCUGGUGGAGUGCUACCUCAGCAGCAGCGGCAGCACCAGCUACCAAGUUCAAGAGGUCGACUCACUCAGCAGUGCGCAGCUGGGAGCCGCCCACCCACCAGCACCAGCCUCAGCCAAGCGAACCAAGGCGGUGACUGCGCCAGGGAGCCAGGGUGGGGCCUCCAGGAAGGAGAAGAAAGGGAAGCACAAAGGCACCAGCGGGCCAGCAUCCCUGGCAGAAGACAAGCCUGCGGCCCAAGGCCCAGUGCAGAUCGUGACUGUGGGCCACGCGGACCACGCCCAGGACGUGGGGGAGACGGCCGCUGGCGGGGGCGCUCGGCCCAGCGGGCAGGACCUGCGCGCCACAAUGCAGAGGAAGGGCAUCUCCAGCAGCAUGAGCUUUGACGAGGAGGAGGAAGAGGAGGAUGAGAACAGCUCCAGCUCCUCCCAGCUGAACAGCAACACCCGCCCCAGCUCUGCGACGAGCAGGAAGUCCAUCAGGGAGACAGCGUCUGCCCCGAGCCCAGUGGCCCCGGAGCCGCCUGUGGAUGUGGAGGUGCAGGAUCUGGAGGAGUUCGCUCUGAGGCCAGCCCCCCAGGGCAUCACCAUCAAAUGCCGCAUCACACGGGACAAGAAGGGGAUGGAUCGGGGCAUGUACCCCACCUACUUCCUGCACCUGGACCGCGAGGAUGGGAAGAAGGUGUUCCUCCUAGCGGGAAGGAAGAGAAAGAAGAGUAAAACAUCAAAUUACCUCAUCUCUGUGGACCCAACAGACUUGUCCAGAGGCGGGGACAGCUAUAUCGGGAAACUGCGGUCCAACCUGAUGGGCACCAAGUUCACCGUGUAUGACAACGGAGUCAACCCUCAGAAGGCGUCAUCCUCGACCCUGGAGAGCGGGACCCUGCGGCAGGAGCUGGCGGCCGUGUGCUACGAGACCAACGUCUUGGGCUUCAAGGGGCCUCGGAAGAUGAGCGUGAUUGUCCCUGGCAUGAACAUGGUUCACGAGCGAGUCUCCAUCCGCCCCCGGAACGAGCAUGAGACGCUGCUGGCACGCUGGCAGAACAAGAACACGGAGAGCAUCAUUGAGCUGCAGAACAAGACCCCUGUGUGGAACGACGACACCCAGUCCUACGUACUCAACUUCCACGGGCGUGUCACCCAGGCCUCCGUGAAGAACUUCCAGAUCAUCCAUGGCAAUGACCCGGACUACAUCGUGAUGCAGUUUGGCCGGGUAGCAGAGGAUGUGUUCACGAUGGAUUACAACUACCCACUGUGUGCACUGCAGGCCUUUGCCAUCGCCCUGUCCAGCUUUGACAGCAAGCUGGCCUGCGAAUAGAGGCCGCCUCAGUCUCCUUGGGUUGCCCAGCCUGGAGUGGAGCUCACCUGCCUGCCUGCAGAGAUGGCCCUGCCUACCCUGUGUACAUAGGUCUUCUGCCAGAGGAAGCCGUGGCCCGCGGUGGGCUUCCUGGCCCAGCCAGCCAGGAACUGGCUCCUCUGCCUCUGUGGCU
Molecule: messenger RNA, 1911 nt
Organism: Ochotona curzoniae (black-lipped pika)
Lineage: Eukaryota; Metazoa; Chordata; Mammalia; Lagomorpha; Ochotonidae
Gene: TUB
Product: TUB bipartite transcription factor
Exons: 12
Coding region: 219-1739 (506 amino acids)
Biological process (GO): protein localization to cilium
Cellular component (GO): cilium
Source: RefSeq, a predicted model, not a curated record